Messenger RNA from Micropterus salmoides (largemouth bass), 529 nucleotides. RefSeq names its product retinoid-inducible serine carboxypeptidase-like. NCBI's taxonomy places the organism in Eukaryota, Metazoa, Chordata, Actinopteri, Centrarchiformes, Centrarchidae. The record is from RefSeq and is a predicted model, not a curated record. Gene Ontology annotation, biological process: proteolysis. Gene Ontology annotation, molecular function: serine-type carboxypeptidase activity.
AGCUGACCGCUAGGUGUGGUCAUGUGAUUUCUUGCAGUAAUAAAGGCGUGUACAGCGCGGUCCACAAACUCAAGCGUCAACAAUGGGCCGGGCAGGAGCAGCCUCCACUUUCUUGUUUCUACUCGCCGUUGUCGCCAGUAAAGGGCUCCCCAGUCCGCUGAGAGGCCAAGAAACCUGGAGCUAUGUGGAAGUGAGGGAUGGGGCCCAUAUGUUCUGGUGGCUGUACUAUGCCGACAGCCAGUCUGCAGAGUACAAGGACCUGCCUCUGGUCAUGUGGCUGCAGGGGGGACCAGGAGGAUCAGGAACUGGCUUUGGGAAUUUUGAGGAAAUUGGACCUUUGGACAGGAACCUAGAGCCCAGAAAAACAAGCUGGGUCCAGGCAGCCAGUGUGUUAUUCGUGGACAACCCUGUGGGCACUGGCUUCAGCUACACUGACAGCCCAAAGGGCUAUGCUACCGAUGUGGCCACGGUGGCCUCAGAUAUGCUGGUGCUGCUCAAACAGUUCUUUACAGAGAGGGCUGAGUUCCAG